AUGAAUCAGCACGAAAUUCCGAGUUCUUCGCCUGACGUUACUAAAAUUAAAGAAGCACAUAAGUCAGCAUUAGAUAUUGCAGAUCAUGUUAUUCAAGAAAGUUCUCUUGUCGAACAUUUUCAAAAUAAAGUUAACGAAGUACAGAUUGCAAGAGAACAAAUCAUCACACUCCAAUCUCAAUUGAAAAUUUCAGAAGAAGCGCAGCGUUUAAUGGAAGCCGAGUUUAGUUUUCAAAAAGAAGAAUACGAAAAAGAAAUUGAAAAGCACAAGAAGUAUGAAGAAGAGUUACAAAAUGAACUUAUCAAGAAAUGCAGUCAACAAACUACAAUAAAUGUCGAAGCAUUGAUUGCAAAAGAAAAAGAAAAAUAUGAAACGAAAACAAAGGAAUUACAAUCUCAAAUCGAGCAGCUUCAAACUAGUUUGAAUGAAGCUAAUUCAAAAAGUAAAUCUACAUCCGAAAAUCAAAUCGAUUUUUCCGAGAUUUCAAACGUUUCUGCAUCUUUACAAGCGAAAAUUGACGAAAGCAAUCAGAAAAUCAAACAGUUACAAGCUGAAAUACAGUCAAAAGAUCAAAUUAUUCGCUCUCAAGCAACUCAAUUAAAAGAAAAAGAAAAUUCGCUCUCUGAGUUAAAAAGCCAAAUAAAUACUACAAAUGAAUCUGUUCCUGUGGUUAUAGAAAAGCUGAGGAAUAGAUUAAACCGUGCAAAGGACAAAAUAACAGAAAUGCAAAAAAUAGAAGUUCAAAAUAAGAAAUUCGCUGAAAUUUUAACACAUUACGAAACCCAACGGGAGAUAUUAAACGAUAUUCUACAGACUAACGAUGAAAAUCCAAAACAAGAUUGGACAAAUCUACAAAAAGCAGCAGUCAAUGCCAUGGCCAUGUCACGAGAAUUACCAAAAGUCAAAUCACAGUUAGAAUCUGCUCAACAACAAGUUGAUUCCUUGAAACAAUCAAUGAAAGAUUAUAAUUCUUUGAAAGAUGACUUCAACGCGGCCAAAUCAAGGCUUAUAGAGCUCAAUAAUAUUAAUGAUAAAUAUAAUAAGCUUCAAAUCGACUAUAAUAUGCUGAAAUCUUCAGCAAAUCGAAAUGAACAAUUUUCUAGUAUGAUGUCAAUUAGAAAUAGAUGCGCAUUAGCGUUAAAUAUGUCUCAAAGAGAGAUAACUAAUGCAGUUUCUAAGCUCCAUACUUCAAUUACUGGAAAAACAGAAAAUAAUUUACGUCCAAUCGCUUUAUCUUUGUUCUUUAUCACAAGAUGGAGACGUAUUGCACAGCAUAGAACCCCAGAAACCGAAAUUGAUCCGAUGGCAUUAGUUGCUUUCUCUUCUUCAAACGGACAUUCAACAUUACUCAAAAUUGAUGCAAUUUGCAAGUCAUUUAUUGGCCUAACAAAUGAAGUUGUUUCAAUCAAAGCGAAGCUAGCUCGUAGCCAAGAAAAGAGACAAGCCAUGAAACAGAUAAUCAUUGAUCAGCAAACAGCAAGUGAGCAAGGAUAUGCCAAGCUUAAACGUGAAAAACAAGUUGCUGUUUUACUGAAAGAAAGAAUGAAAGAACUUCAAAAAGAAAUGUCGUUGUUGAUAAGUUCAGAACGUGCUGAAGAACUGAGAACAAGAAUAACAGAAUUGGAAGUUGAAAAUGAUAAAUUGACAUCCGAAAACCAAGAAAUGGAUGAAACAAUUAAUGAACAAGCUGCGGCCAUCGAUAAAUUGUCCGCUCAAUUGGUCGAAGCAGAAGCAUCGAAGAAUUAUUCUGGUAAAGAAGUUGAGAGGCUUAAACAAUUGGCUUCUAAGAGAGAGAAAGAAGCAGAAGUUCUUGAUGCAAGAUUGAAAGAAAAGACAAGAGAUAUGUUGGCAUUAGAAAGAUAUGCUGUGCAAACUGAAAACAAUCCAUUCAAGAGAGGUGCCGAAAGUUCUUCCACAACGAUUGUGACUAAGGUAAAUGGAAAAUUCCUUCCUAGUCAAUAA
Trichomonas vaginalis G3 is the source of this 1962-nucleotide messenger RNA. RefSeq lists its product as uncharacterized. The record is from RefSeq and is a predicted model, not a curated record. The coding region runs from base 1 to 1962 and encodes 653 amino acids. NCBI's taxonomy places the organism in Eukaryota, Parabasalia, Trichomonadida, Trichomonadidae. The transcript has a single exon.